AUGAUCGUCCCUCAUCGUGUGGAGAGCGUGGAAGGAGAAGAUGUUGAAGCAGAGAAUCUCAUAGAGAUCGCACCUCCUUCCACUAUCACGGAUAAGAUCAUAAAACUCGAGGAGCCUGAUUUUAGUGAGGACGAAGUCAUUAAGGCUAUCGAAAUUCCGGCUUUAGCCCAUAUCGAUGAAAACGUUGAAGUGAAUGGUAUCAAAAUUUGGCCUCUUGUGGCUGAAGUUGUGAAACUGGCUCAUAAACCAGGAGUGCGAGAACUGUAUAGGAAAUGCACAGCCUUGGUUCUCAAAGAGAAUACCAACAUGCUGGAUAGUGCAAUUUCACGGCGUGUUGCAGCAGAAUUCAAAUGUCAUGGAGUGACGGCUUCGCGACUUACCAAUUAUGCCAGGCGUGUGAAGCGCCGGCUGCCUUCGUCUUCCAGGCGUGAGAGUGUAGCAGUUGUAGAUCUAGCGUUCGACGGGAAACGUAACAUCUCUGAUAUCGCAGGUAACCACUUGCCGCCACUGGAGCUGAGGAAAGUUUGCAAUGCUUUAGCCUCAAUUCUUCAUAUGCAACGUGGUCAGGUAGAGUUAACGGUCUAG
Molecule: messenger RNA, 585 nt
Organism: Haemonchus placei
Lineage: Eukaryota; Metazoa; Nematoda; Chromadorea; Rhabditida; Trichostrongylidae
Source: the annotation of a GenBank genome assembly